Erigeron canadensis is the source of this 550-nucleotide messenger RNA. RefSeq lists its product as uncharacterized. Lineage: Eukaryota; Viridiplantae; Streptophyta; Magnoliopsida; Asterales; Asteraceae. The coding region runs from base 311 to 529 and encodes 72 amino acids. The transcript has a single exon. The record is from RefSeq and is a predicted model, not a curated record.
UAACAAGGAAAUCUCAACCACAUUCUUUCCUACUCUAAAAGCAAUUUAUGGAAAAAAAAAAGGUACAUAUAUGUAUAUACAUUAUCUUUCUGUUAUUGUAAUCUGAUGGUGGAAUAAAAAGAAGGUUGCUAGCUACUUAGAUAAAAGCUUUGCUGAUGUCCCCCAUUACCCCUUAUAAAACAUACUUAGCUUAGCUUCAUCUCCCUAUCUAGCUAGCUAGCUUCCUCGCUAAGUAAAUAUAUAUACUCAUCACGUACUCGGUCCCUUGUACUACUUAAUUAGUUGCAUAUAAUUAAUUAGUAGAAGAAGAAUGAACCCGAUACAUAUAGAUUUGGGGCCGGCGGUGGUAGCAGUGGCUAUGUUCAUACUAUUGUCACCGGGGUUGCUAUUCCAGAUGCCAGCACGGACCAGGGUGAUAGAGUUUGGAAACAUGUACACAAGUGCCAUAUCCAUUCUUAUCCAUGCGGUUCUGUAUUUUGCCAUUUAUACCAUCUUGGUUGUAACUUUCGGUAUUCACAUACAUACUUAAAUUGACCAUCAUUAUUAUUCA